This is a messenger RNA of Gaeumannomyces tritici R3-111a-1, 2124 nucleotides long. RefSeq lists its product as hypothetical. The transcript is spliced from 4 exons. Bases 394 to 1590 code for a protein of 398 amino acids. Gene Ontology annotation, molecular function: protein binding. Gene Ontology annotation, cellular component: Cul4-RING E3 ubiquitin ligase complex. The record is from RefSeq and is a predicted model, not a curated record. NCBI's taxonomy places the organism in Eukaryota, Fungi, Ascomycota, Sordariomycetes, Magnaporthales, Magnaporthaceae.
UUGGGCGGCGACGGCGACGGCGACGCGCCCCAGAUCGCCUGGGCCCGCAGCCUGCAGGACAAGGGCGCCGUCGCGUUCCCCGGCCGGGUCGAGGGCUUUGUGGCCGUCGGGGAGGAGGAUCGGCUCGGGCUCGGGCUGCUUUAUGCUGUGUGCAGUGACCCGAUACGUGGACCGAACUUGCCUGGGCGUGAUCUUCCUGUUUAUAGCAACUACUUUUACAGGGACGAGUACGAUCACAUCCAGACCGGCCCGGACAUAAACCCAACCUUGUCCAGGUUUUGCACCCGUCAAAAAGAAGACCUCUUCAGACUAAAAGACAUAUCCACAAUCACCUGGGACCCCGCCACCGAGAGCAUCGUCCUGACCUCCUCGGCCGGCGCCCACAGCAGCACCAUGGUCCGCAGGCUGCGCCUCAACCGACACGACGACGACGACGACGGCGACGACACCCCAACCUGGCCGCCCAACCGCCCCGCCGGCUUCUCGGACCACGUCGGCAAGCUCCCGCCCGUCUGGGCCUGCGCCGUCGCGCCCCGGGCCAGCAGUGCGGGCCCGUACCUCGCCCUGGGCACCGACCGCGGUGUCCUCGUCAUGCACGACCACCACGCCGCCGCCACCACAGACGGCCGCCGCCGCAGCACCGUGACGGGCAUAUCGGCGCCGCCGCGUCGUGGGAGCGCCGCCCCGCCAAACGUCGUCCCCGGCGGCGAGGUCUUUGCCCUCGACUUUGUCGGCGGCCACCCGCACGUCCUGGCCUGCGGCGGGAGGGGGCCGGCGGGCGUGUGCGUGGCGGACCUGCGCGAGGAGCGGGAGUGGCGGCGGGGCGCGUUCGCGGCCACCGAGGGGGGGAUCUGCGAGGCGAGGGUUGAUGUUGUUGCGGGAGGUCCCCUGAGAAGCGUCGUUACGAGCUUUAGCGGCGCCGCCGCCGGGAGGAGGAGGAGGAUGCUCUACAGCGACGGCAGCGUCCUUCCGCAGAACGGCAAGGAGCCGCAGACGGCGCUGCUCUGCCACCCGGGCCACGGCGGUGACGCGCGGUAUGCGGGGCUCGUGUUCCCCGAGGGCGUGGCGAGCGCGGUGCCGUACGGGUCGGGCCGGGGCGGCGGCGGCGGCGGCGACGACUACAAAAGCGUGCGCUGGCUGCAGGCGGCGCGCGAGCCCGUCGUCAACCACGUCGUGUCACUGAACCGUCACCAGCUGCUCACGACCGGCAUCGAAGGCCGCAUGCACGUGUGGGACCUGCGGCGGCCGGGAGGGGUGCCUUAUACGACCUUCCCCGCCUUCAAGAACACGGCCACGGUCCGCGGCCUCGGCCUAGCCGUCGAAAAGACGCUGGGCGUCGUCGCCGCCGCCAACGACGACGGCUCGGUGCGCCUGCACUCGCUGCGCUCGGGCCUCCCGCUGCCCUCGCCCGCGCUCGACGGGGCGUUUCCCGCGUCGUCGUCGUCGUCGGCGCUGCCGUGCCCCCGCCUCCAGUGGGCGGAGCUGCCCGGCGACCGCGCCCCGAGCCUGUUCGCCGCCCGUGGCGCCACCGUCUGCAAGUUCUCGUCGGGCGUCGACUCGCGCCUGCGCGGGGACGAGUUCUCCGAGUAGGCGUGGUGUGUUGUGAUGUGGUGUGCAGUGCGGCGUGCUGCUAGUGCGAGGCGUUUUGCGAUGUUUUUCUCUUCUUUCACUUUUCGCAGUUCACACAACCUCUGUAUCAGGAGGGCGUUCGCAAUGUGCGCAACUGCAGCCAUGUUUUCUUUUUCCUUCUAUAAACGCCACAUGUACGCUCGAGGCACUCGGCACACCCUAUCCACCGCAUAGACUGCCACGUACGCCCCUAGUAGUUUGUUUGUCUGACCUGCCUAGCUUUCUCGAUCGAGCAACGCCGGUCUUGGAGGACGGGCACAGCUCUCGUUUAGCGACAGGGCUGAUUAAAUAAAGCAUAUCCGAUGCGGCGGCAAGCAAAACGCCGGUAAAUAUGCACCCAACAUAACGACGCCAACCCUCUCAAGACCUAUUCGCCCGCUCCUCGAUAUCCUCCUGUGCGCCGUCUCUGCCGCCGUCCUCUCCUUUUAUUUUGAUUAUAUAUUCCCAGCCCCUGUCGUCUAUAGCUAUUUUCCCCAAGUUUUGACUUCAAUGUCC